UUGCUGGGCUCCUUCUUGCUGAGCUCCUUUUUGCUGGGCUUCGUUUUGGGGUCCGGAGCCAGGAUCGUGCAGAUGUGAGGGCUGCCAGGGUGUUCGGAUGUUGAACGAUUUCGGCAGUUCCUUCUGACGAGCCUCCCUUUCUACCUCUCAGGUAUUGAUUUUAAAGUGAAGAAAAUGCUGGUGGAGGGCCGUGCAGUGCAGCUGGCCAUAUGGGUAGGUUUUGUUCCACACUGAUGGGGUGUGUUGGGUUUUGAGAGGUGUGCAAGCUUCAGGAGCUUCUUUUUGUGGUUUCCUCGCUUCCUUCCUGCUCCUCCUCUCUCUUUGCUGAAGUCUUCCUCACGUUGAGAUUUCAUGAGUGUCGUGAUGGCACAGCAGGAGCUGCAGACAAACAAAACCACUUCUAAAGGCUUCCUUAGUCAAGUGUAUGAUGUUACAAGAAAAGCCACUUUCACAGGCCUGGGGAGGUGGCUGAACGAGCUGGAGAUGCACACCACCCCCAGCAGCACCGUGAAGAUGUUGGUUGGCAACAAAACUGAUAAGCCUGAGCGUGAAGUGGAGAGAAAAGAAGGGCUCCAGCUUGCCAGGAAACACUCACUGCUUUUUAUAGAGACCAGUGCCAAGACCCAGGAUGGAGUGCACCAUGCCUUUGAGGAGUUGGUCAUAAAGAUCCUGCAGACUCCAGAUCUUUGGGAUAAGGGCACAGGGAAAAAGGGAAUCCAGCUCACGGAAUCUUCAGCACAGCAGCACAAAGGGUUAUGUGCUGCCUACUGUGCACUUAUUUAAAUGUACAGCUGGCUGUUCUGCCUGAGUGGAGGAAAAAAAAAUGGGGUGGGGAUGGGAUUCCCAGCACCAAUCUGUGCCAUCAGUUGUGCAGAUGCAAACCACAAACUCAUUAGCAAAAUACAUUUUUAUUCAUUAACAAAAUGCAGUUUCUCCUUCCCUUUUGCACAACUGCUGCCUGCAGGUAUUUUUCUGGUAGCUCUUAGAUUUUUCACUAUUAAAUCAUAGUGCUGCUUAGAGAAUUGUGCUUUUGCUGUAUUCAGCAUGGACUUUUGCUGGAAUUCCUGCCUCAGCAUAAAUUAAUUGGUAUUAAAUUCUGCAAUAUUAUUGAGAAGCUUCUUUUGCCUUGGAUGGCAUGGGAGGCUUUGAGGCACCCAAGUCACCUUCAUGCAGUUUCUCAGCAGGAAUUUGAUCAGUGGACAGAGUUUCCUGAUUUUGGAUGGUUUUAAAAAGUCAAAAUUGGGAUAUGUGCCCAGGCAGUAAGCUGAGUUACUGGUUAAUUUGGGGGCUGUGAUGAAGAGGAUGUGAAUUUUAACAUUGUCAGGAAAAGUGCAGGACACUGAAGGUUGACCCUGUGCUGUUUGCACUGAGGAUCAGGGAUUAAUUUUAGGGCUGUGGUGAAGAGGAUGUGACUUUUAACAUUGUCAAGAAAAGUGCAGGACACUGGUGAUUGCUGUUCUCUUUGCACUGAGGAUCAGGGAUUGAUUUUAGGGCUGUGAGGAAGAGGAUGUGCAUUUUAACAGGAACAGUGCAGGACACUGUGGUUGCUGUACUGAGGGGCAGGGGUGAGGUGCACUCAUCAUUUUGGGCUGUGGUUUUGCAGUCACUGAGAGUCUCUGCAAACCCUUGUCCUCUUCCAGAAACCACAGAUAAAAUUGGAGAUUUUAUCAGAAUUGAUAAAAAUGUUAUCAGAAAUUGAUAAAACUCAAUUUCACAGAAAAUGUGCUGCCUAUGGGAGACUUUGCACUUGGGUGAGUCUGUCACCAACCCCACUAUGAAGUUACCCUUUUGUCUUUUACACUUUUAAUGGCAAUAUUGUAUUUUUGCUAACUUACAUUAAAAUAAAUGAAAAUUCCAGAUGUAACUUGUGCCUUGCUUUUGUUAAUGCAUAUUCCUACUAUUAGACUAUGUUAGAUAAUAAAGCAAACAUACAGCUUUA
Zonotrichia albicollis (white-throated sparrow) is the source of this 1939-nucleotide messenger RNA. NCBI's taxonomy places the organism in Eukaryota, Metazoa, Chordata, Aves, Passeriformes, Passerellidae. The record is from RefSeq and is a predicted model, not a curated record.